AUGGUGAACAUGGUAAGAAGAGUAAUGCCACGUGAUACUUUCUAUUUUGCUAUCCUGCGGGACCCUCCUUCAUUGCUGGAAUCCUCCAAUGCUUAUUACAAAACAUAUUCACCAGCAUUUCAGAAAACCAAGACACUGAGUGAGUUUCUGGCAUCUCCUUGGACGUACUACAAUAUAAGCAAAAAGUCUUGGAACUUUUAUGCCAGGAACUUCAUGUGGUUUGACUUGGGCUAUGACAACAAUGCAGAAUAUGAUGACUUCUACAUCCAGUCUGUAAUACAGGAUAUUGAGCAGAAUUUCCAGCUGAUGCUGAUUGCUGAAUACUUUGAUGAGUCCAUGAUCCUUCUGAAGAAUAUGUUAUGCUGGGACCUGGAUGAUGUGGUUUAUUUCAAACUGAACACCUGGAGCCUAGACAGUGUUCAGACUCUGAAUCCAGAAUACAAGGAAAAGGUGAGAGAUUGGUGUGCUCUGGACUGGAAACUUUAUACACAUUUCAAUAACACCUUCUGGAUUAAGAUCCAAGAGAGGAUGAACCUAAAGACUUUGUACAAGGAGGUUGAACUUCUGCAAAAGAGACAGAAGGAACUGAUGGAGAUGUGCCUCUUGGAGGAAACAUCAGUUGAUGGAAGCAAAAUCAUAGACAAUAAACUGAAGCCCUUACAGCUGGGGCUUGCGAAAAUCUUGGGCUAUCACCUCAAGCAGGAUUUAGACAAUAAGACCCAGAUGAUCUGCCAAAAGAUGAUCAUGCCUGAGCUCCAGUAUACAGCAUAUCUGUACAGUCACCAGUUCCCAAACAAGACGAGAAAACCCAUGGACUUCCCCACUCUAUGAAACAAGAUUUGCUUAUGAUAAGGAUAUACAAUUGUGCUGCCAAUAUAGGGGAAUGUAGUCUCAUUGGAGGGCAAAUGGGGCACUGCCCCACCAACCUCAGGAUGCCCUCACUUGUCUACAUUCCUAUUUGCAACCAGUCCAGGGGGUGGAACUGGCUAUUGUCUUAAUUCCUCCUUGCAGUACUCCACAGGGAGGAGCCAGAACUGGUUGGUUCUGCUAGCCAUUGCCCCAGCUCCACCUACUGUUGGUCUCCCCUGCCCCUGCCCCACUCCCAUCACAGUGGUCCAAGCCACCACUGUAUAGUCUCAAGUCUCAGUGGUAAAGACCCUGACUCAUCACAUGUGGGUGGUGGAGAUUUUAUUCCAGUGAGUGUUUGCCUAAUUCGGCAUCUUUGGUCUAAUCCUCUUUUAAAGCCAUCUAAAUUGGUUGUCAUCACUUUGCAGUGCUCUGGUCCCCAGUAGUUUGCAGCCACUCUUCUUUUUAGUUAAAGGUAAAGGGACCCCUGACCAUUAGGCCCAGUCGUGGCCGACUCUGGGGUUGCGGCGCUCAUCUCACUUUAUUGGCCGAGGGAGCCGGCGUACAGCUUCCGGGUCAUGUGGCCAGCAUGACUAAGCUGCUUCUGGUGAACCAGAGCAGCGCACAGAAACACUGUUUACCUUCCUGCUGGAGCGGUACCUAUUUAUCUACUUGCACUUUCAUGUGCUUUCAAAUUGCUAGGCUGGCAGGAGCAGGGACUGAGCAACGGGAGCUCACCCUGUCGUGGGGAUUCGAACCGCGACCUUCUGAUCGGCAAGUCCUAGUGUCUGUGGUUUAACCCACAGCGCCACCCAUGUCCCUUCUACUCUUCUUUUUAGUACAUAUCAAUAGAUGAACCAGGUCAUUUUACUCAGUUAGUCAAUGCGAUGCUGUGAUCUUCUAAAUAUGGGGUGGGAACACACAUUACAACUCACUGAAUGACUAUUUUUAUAGAAGGUUCAAGUUCCCACAGCCUUGUUCAUGGUUUCAUCAUCCUUCAGUCAGUUUUGCUCUUAUGCUGUAGAGUUAC
Messenger RNA from Podarcis raffonei (Aeolian wall lizard), 1876 nucleotides. It is a transcript of the gene GAL3ST2, whose product is annotated as galactose-3-O-sulfotransferase 2. Gene Ontology annotation, cellular component: membrane. The transcript has 2 exons. The record is from RefSeq and is a predicted model, not a curated record. Lineage: Eukaryota; Metazoa; Chordata; Lepidosauria; Squamata; Lacertidae. Gene Ontology annotation, molecular function: galactosylceramide sulfotransferase activity. Gene Ontology annotation, biological process: glycolipid biosynthetic process; glycoprotein biosynthetic process. The coding region runs from base 1 to 831 and encodes 276 amino acids.